AUGAAUACGGUCUUUGCUUCCUACCUAAGGAAGUUUGUUUUAGUAUUCUUUGAUGACAUACUGGUAUUUAGCAAAAGCCUGGAGGAACAUAUUCAGCAUCUGGACACAGUGCUUGGAGAGCUCAGGAGGAACAAACUGUACGCCAAAAGGAGUAAGUGCACUUUUGGUCAAGGGGAAGUGGAGUAUUUAGGCCAUAUCAUCUCCGAAAAAGGGGUGGCCACGGAUCCUACUAAGAUCGAGGCCAUGACUACUUGGCAAAUUCCCAAAUCUGUAAAGGAGUUAAGGGGGUUCUUAGGCUUAACGGGCUAUUACAGAAAGUUUGUGAAGGGUUACGGGGCCAUUAGCAAGCCAUUACCUGAGUUGUUGGGAAAAGAGCAGUUCUGUUGGAAUGAUAGUGCCCAACAGGCCUUUGAGGCAUUAAAGAUAGCAAUGUCCUAA
This is a messenger RNA of Ananas comosus (pineapple), 438 nucleotides long. RefSeq lists its product as uncharacterized. The coding region runs from base 1 to 438 and encodes 145 amino acids. The transcript has a single exon. NCBI's taxonomy places the organism in Eukaryota, Viridiplantae, Streptophyta, Magnoliopsida, Poales, Bromeliaceae. The record is from RefSeq and is a predicted model, not a curated record.